Messenger RNA from Phlebotomus argentipes, 838 nucleotides. It is a transcript of the gene gfzf, whose product is annotated as glutathione S-transferase 1-1. The transcript is spliced from 3 exons. The coding region runs from base 141 to 830 and encodes 229 amino acids. Lineage: Eukaryota; Metazoa; Arthropoda; Insecta; Diptera; Psychodidae. Gene Ontology annotation, molecular function: glutathione transferase activity. The record is from RefSeq and is a predicted model, not a curated record. Gene Ontology annotation, biological process: glutathione metabolic process.
CUUAGCUAACCGGUUGAUCGCGAGUUAGCGUCGCAUUCCUUCAAUCCGUCGCUUUGUCUCACAUUUCUUCCAAGCUCACCCGGUUAUUCCCAGGGAUAUUCCUCAAAUUUCACCCCUGAAAGCUUCGAAAGAGUGGCAAUAUGAAACUCUACGCUGUGUCCGAUGGACCCCCGUCGCUGGCCGUCCGGAUGGCUCUGAAGGCCCUGGACAUUCCCUUCGAGCUGGUCAGUGUGAACUACAUGAUUGGCGAGCACAUGACGGACAAGUACGCCGAGAUGAAUCCGCAAAAGGAGAUUCCCGUGCUGGACGACGACGGAUUCUAUCUGCCUGAAACCGUGGCGAUUCUGCAAUAUCUCUGCGACAAGUAUCGCCCGGACUCUGAACUCUAUCCCAAGGAUCCCAAGGCUCGAGCCAUCGUCAACCAUCGGCUGUGCUUCAACUCAGCCUUCUACUACAGCAGCAUUUCCAUGUACGCGUUGGCGCCGAUUUUCUACGACUACAAACGCACCGAAGGCGGUCUCAAGCGUCUCCACAUCUCUCUGGCCACCUUCGAGACUUACCUUAAGCGCUCCGGGACAAAAUAUGCCGCCGCUGAUCACGUGACCAUCGCAGAUUUCACUCUCAUCACAGCCACUUGCGGCCUGGAGGCGAUCAACUUCAGCCUGGACGAGUAUCCCGUGCUGAAGAACUGGUACGAAACCUUCAAGAAGGAGUACCCCGACUUGUGGGCCAUCGCCGAGGGCGGCAUGAAGGAACUGGCGGCGUUCGAGAAGAAUCCACCAGAUCUCAGCCACAUCAACCACCCCAUUCACCCCGUGAGGAAGAAUUGAGGAGGUGU